This is a messenger RNA of Amaranthus tricolor (Joseph's coat), 1134 nucleotides long. RefSeq lists its product as uncharacterized. The record is from RefSeq and is a predicted model, not a curated record. The coding region runs from base 336 to 1022 and encodes 228 amino acids. Gene Ontology annotation, biological process: mitochondrial proton-transporting ATP synthase complex assembly. NCBI's taxonomy places the organism in Eukaryota, Viridiplantae, Streptophyta, Magnoliopsida, Caryophyllales, Amaranthaceae. The transcript has 5 exons. Gene Ontology annotation, cellular component: mitochondrion.
UAGAGUGUUUUGCAUGCUCGUGGCACGGGCCAUAAUUUAGGGAAUUGCAACAUGUCACGUGUCCCCAGGCAAUUUCUAAAAUAAAUUGAGAAAAAAAUAAAUAUUAAUCACAAUUCCCUACUGUUUUCGAUUUUAAAACCAAACCUUAAAACCCAUUUUACUCACCCCACCCAAGAGUUGCCAAUGACCUCAUUAAACUUCUCUUCCCAGCCUCGGUAUCAGACUACACUUUCCCCACCACCAGCUCCACAUCAACCGUCUUCGCAAAUUACAAUUGCCACCCGUUAAUCACUAAAGAUUUCGCAUCUCAUUUUUGGCAGGAAGGGGAUAUUACGAUGCAAAGAUUGUGUAGAUUUGCAUCUUCACUUUCUAAUGUGGUGACCAAAACUUUAUGUUCUCCUUCGGUACAAGAGGUUACACCAGGGCGUUUUCUUAAAUGGACUUCAUUGGGUUUUGUUCGGACUUCCAAAUUUGCUUCUGGGUUUUCUCCACUGCAAGUCAAACCGUUGAAUUCGAUCAUGGAUCUCGAACGAGCUAAAAAUAAGUCUCCUGAGGACCUUGCUUUAAUUUGGGAUGAUUUUCACUUGGGAAGAGGUCAUAUUGGCGCUUCCAUGAAAACGAGUUUGUACCGAUUAUUCGAGCAAAGAGCUGCUGAUUGUCAAUAUUUUGUCAUUCCCUUGUGGAGAGGAAGUGGAUAUACAACCAUGUUUUCCCAAGUGAAGAUCCCACACAUGAUUUUCACCGGGCUGGAAGAUUAUAAAGCUCGGGGAACUCAAGCCUCCCCCUAUUUCACUGUUGCACAUUACACAGAAUUUGCCGAUAGCAAAGACUUGGUACUUGUUCGUGGUGAUAUAGUCUUCUCUAGCAAGCUCACCGAUGAAGAGGCAAAAUGGCUUAUAGAGACCACUCAAUCCUUUUACGUCAAUGAUACGAGGUACAAGUUGGUGGAACUAUUCAACAAACAGACUCGUGACUUCGAGUUCAAGGAUGUAUUGCAAGCUCUGAAUAUGCCUUCAAUGUAAUUGUUUUUUAUAGCAAAAUCAGACUCCUCCUUAAUUUAGAACAAUUUGGAAACUAUGUAGAAUUGGUUUUUGAAGCACUUGCCAAUCAUAAAUGUUAUGCCUUUGUAGAGUA